AUGGUUUCUCAGGCCCAAGUGCUCGAUCGCCCUGUGCCACCGCAAAGUGCACCUUCGUCUGUGUCGCGUCAAUCGUAUCACAAUCGCCGGCAUCGCUCGAGUCGCUCUCAUCAUGGUGGACUGGUUCAUCAGCCUCUGAAUGAUUUCCCGAUCUUUACCCACACUGGCGAUGUUGAGUUGGUGAUACGCGCUGGUCGCCAAGAGAACCGUUACCUUUUGCACCGGCUCAUUCUGGCGCAAUGCUCCGGAUUCUUCGAGGCUAGCACCCGAGAAGAGUGGUCGCGACGGCAGCCCAACAACCCCGAAUCGACCCUGUCCAGAAUUAGUGAAGAUGCUUCAUCUCUAUCCAAUGGCUCCACCUUGGCGCAAUCCGACGUCGGGGUAACUCAAUUACCACCCGAAAAAAGGCGAUGGCGAUUCGAACUAGAUUGGGAGAACAAGGCGGACGAUGAGGAGCCAAUACUGGUCCAAAAGCCUCCCAGCGCUUCUGGUGCCAUACUUAGCGAUUUUGGACCGUAUGCGAAGCCAAUGACCAAACCGUCGAGCAAUCAUACUGGAUUUGCUCGUUCUAUGGCAAACUUGGCCGGCCUGCAGUCCGCUAUCCAUCUGCCACAUAGGUCGAGUGCGGUAGCCGCGGCUGCAGCAAACAACACGGCCAAUGACACAGCGAUGGAUCCCAUACUCCGUGAUUAUGACAACCUGUUUCGGUUAUUCUAUAAUCACCCGCCAUUAUUGAACACCAUCAACAUCGCUACUGCAUAUGCAGAAUGCAAGGCCCUUCUAGCCCUGGCGGAUAUGUAUGAUGCCUUACCCGUCACCGGUCCCCGCGUGGACCAUCACCUGCUGGGCUUCGGCUCGCGUCUCUUCAAACAAAUUGCCAAAUAUCCGCCAAGCUAUCUUAAGCUAGGGUACCUUGCACGAAGUCGUGUCAUCUUCUCCGAGGCCCUGAUUCACGUUGUCGGCCAAUGGCCGGCUGGACGAUCAGCUCUCCGCAGGGGACCGCUUCCCCCUUUGGUAAUGGACAUUAUUGAGGACAAGUUCGAGGAUUUGGAGGAUCUCAAGGCUCGUGUGGAAUCCAAACUUCUCCGCCUCACGCUCACCACUUCCCGCGGUGAGCGUGUCAAUCCUCAGAACGCCUACUUGGACUGGCUUGCUGUCUCGCUCUUCCGACAAUGGCUGGUUGACAACACUACCCCGCCGCCUCCACCAAUCCUCAAGAACAAUACUUCAACGAACAAUAGCCGUGCACCAUCUGCAAUGACGUCCACGACUCUGUCUGCAAACCGACCAACAGACACUCCGUCUGCGGCCACGACUGCCUCUUCGGCUCGCGUCUACCGACUCAUUGGCUCCCCGUCUGCGCAAGCGUAUCUUUCUCAUGAGGAGCUCAAAAAGUUCCUCAAGGUUCACCCAACACCGUCCUCGGAAUCACUGUACACGCGCGAAGUGCUCAAGCGCUUCGAACGUAAGAUGGAUGAAAUCAAACGGCUGGCCCGUGAGAUUGUCAAACCGCUUAUGCGGAACUUUCUUGAGUUGGAUUUGAAGGGAGGCGAGUUCAACGACACCAUCCCCUAUCUGACCUGUGUGAAAGUCGAAGAUGAAGAUAUUCCAUGGGAAUGA
This is a messenger RNA of Aspergillus nidulans FGSC A4, 1620 nucleotides long. RefSeq lists its product as uncharacterized. The transcript is spliced from 2 exons. The coding region runs from base 1 to 1620 and encodes 539 amino acids. NCBI's taxonomy places the organism in Eukaryota, Fungi, Ascomycota, Eurotiomycetes, Eurotiales, Aspergillaceae. The record is from RefSeq and is a predicted model, not a curated record.